ACUCCCCGUCCCGAUAACUCGCUGUCCGCGCUUGCUCUUGUUGAACUUGAACUUCUCUCAGUAAACUCUACCCUCUCCCUAAAUAAAUCUAGUUGUACAAGUGGCAUACCAGCGCUCACACGCAAUUAUGGAUUGAAAUCCGUGUCUUAGAGCUCCGUAUCGACCCCGGGCACUAUAUCCGCCACAGCCCAUCCACGUCUUGACCCUUCUUCGCCUGAAUCCCUUCUUCUCAACCCGUUUAUCUGUCAUCUCCAAUGCUAUCCUUUCUUCCACGAAGGCACAAAGUACAACUUGCAGUAACCUGCCACAAAGAAAUCAUGGUGGGCCCUCGCAUGCUAUCUGUGUCCUAAACCCGCCACCGGUUGGUUUACUUGAGAGUCCCCUUCCCUCUCUAACUCUUCUCCAACCGAGCGGAUGGCGUGCAGACUGGUGGAUUCUACCUUUCAUCUUCCGGCUCCGCCUAAAAUGGCGAUUUCGAGUGGGAGGUUAAACGCCUGUCAAGUUCAUCAGAGAGUGAGACAUCAGAGUAUACAUUUUUCCAGCAAGAAACUGAGUAAAGUUGUACGGGCUUCUGUUAUCCCAAUUUCACCUUCUUUGCAAGUGAAUGAUAUUAUAAGAAGUGAUAUGUGUAAAACUUACGGCUUUAUUAAAAUUGGAGAAGCAGUUCCUGAUAAUAUUACGCUCAAAGACAUCAUUACAACCCUCCCGAAAAAGGUAUUUGAGAUUGAUGAUGUUAAAGCUUGGAGAUCUGUUUUGGUGUCUUUUGUUUCUUAUGCUUUGGGAAUUUGGAUGAUUACAAAAGCUCCAUGGUACUUGCUCCCGCUUGCAUGGGCAUGGACCGGAACUGCUGUUACGGGGUUCUUUGUGGUAGGCCAUGAUUGUGCGCAUAGGUCCUUCUCAAGGAAUAAAUUGGUGGAAGACAUAGUUGGAACUUUGGCUUUUUUGCCUCUUAUUUAUCCAUAUGAACCGUGGCGCUUCAAACAUGACAAGCAUCAUGCCAAAACAAACAUGUUAUUAGAGGAUACUGCCUGGCAUCCCAUUUUAAAAGAGGAAAUUGAUGCAUCCCCAUCUCUGAGGAAGGCAAUAAUCUUCGGUUAUGGUCCUCUUCGACCUUGGAUGUCAAUAGCUCAUUGGUUGAUGUGGCACUUUGAUUUAAGAAAGUUCAAACCAAAUGAAGUUGGACGUGUUAAGAUAAGCUUGGCAUGUGUCUUUGCUUUCAUUAUGAUUGGGUGGCCGCUGAUUAUUUAUAAGGCUGGUAUUGUGGGAUGGAUCAAGUUAUGGUUCAUGCCAUGGCUAGUAUAUCACUUUUGGAUGAGUACUUUCACUAUGGUUCAUCACACUGCUCCUCACAUACCUUUCAAGGCUUCAGAUGAAUGGAAUGCUGCUCAAGCCCAGCUUAAUGGAACAGUCCAUUGUAACUACCCUCGAUGGUGUGUCUUUCAGACUUCAUCUUUCUCAUCCUUUCUCAAGAUAGAGAUUCUAUGCCAUGAUAUCAAUGUGCAUAUUCCCCAUCACAUUUCUCCAAGGAUUCCAUCCUACAACCUUCGGGAGGCACAUCGUUCACUCCAAGAGAACUGGGGCAAGUAUCUGAAUGAAGCCAAUUGGAACUGGCGUUUGAUGAAAACGAUAAUGACCACUUGUCAUGUAUACAACAAGGAAAGGUUCUAUUUUCCCUUCGACAAGAUUGCUCCAGAAGAGGCACAGCCAAUUACAUUCCUCAGAAAGUUCAUGCCAGAUUAUGCAUAGACUGUUUCAUUCUUUGAUGCCAGCAUGCAAUGAGCAACGUAAAUGAUCAUGCUAUAGUGUAACUUCACAUUAACUUCACCUAAUUGUAUGGCUUGAGAAUGUCUAUGAUGGAAGGGCUGUGCAGCCGAGGAACUGACAAUGGAUGUGAAAAAUCUCACACGAGAGGAGAGCGGCUAAGGGAGAGAAUGAUUUUCUUCUUUGGGAUUGAUUUUAGGCUUCGAAAAUUUUUAAUGAUAUCGCUAGGAUGAGAAGUUAAGGAUGCUGGGAAGAGAUUGAGCCGAUGACUUCGGAAGCAGGCAACAUAUGUCAGUGCAGGAGAUGUUGGCUCACGCAGGCAACAUAGAAGUCUGGUAUUUUUUAGAGUGGCGGAUCCCUAUCAUUUUUUUAGAGUGGGCAUAUGACCGGUGAGAAUUUCAGUGCCAAAUAAAGUCUUGUAAUUCAUUAUCUUUUAUGAAAAAUUUGUGUUCUACUU
This is a messenger RNA of Dendrobium catenatum, 2218 nucleotides long. RefSeq names its product omega-6 fatty acid desaturase, chloroplastic-like. Lineage: Eukaryota; Viridiplantae; Streptophyta; Magnoliopsida; Asparagales; Orchidaceae. Gene Ontology annotation, biological process: lipid metabolic process. Gene Ontology annotation, molecular function: oxidoreductase activity. The record is from RefSeq and is a predicted model, not a curated record. Bases 415 to 1746 code for a protein of 443 amino acids. The transcript is spliced from 11 exons.